AUUUUAAAUUUUGCAGUUAGAAGAAUAUAUCAAUUUAUACAAAGAAUGUUCAAGAAUUCCUUCACCAUUUUCUGCAGUGAUUUUGCCCAAUUCUAGUAAUGAUAUUCAUUUAUGUUCUCUGUGGAAUGUCAGAGAUGUAAUUAGAACAGAAACCAUCCAAGUCAAUUUAAACUACAUUGGCAAAAAGAAUUCAGACAACAGUUUUUCUUUUGCUAAAGUAGGAAGUCCUGUUGAAAUUGCUACAGAAUCAUUAUGUUCUUACUCACCAUCAAGAGCAUUAUAUGCAGUUUUAAGGAAAAUUAAUAGUAAGAAGGGAGAAGAAAAACAGUUUAUUGAGAUUUGGAAUGGAGACAACAAAAUGAAAACAAUUGAUGUUCAAGAUAUUGAAGUUCAUGGUAAACUGUAUGACGACACUGAGUUUGGCUGUUUGGAAUGGUCACAUAGUGAAGACCGUCUUCUAUAUAUUGCUGAAGAAAAGAAAACAAAAUCAAAAUCUUUUUUCAAGCAAAAGCAUAAUAAAGAUGAUGAUGAAAAUAAGCAGGAAAUAAAAAUGGGUAUGGAGGAUUAUAUUAAUGAAGAGGACUGGGGUGAAACUUUUACAACAAGGCAUCAUUCUGUUGUUUGCAUAAUGGAUAUAUUAAGUGAAGAUGUUGUUGUGCUAGAUAGUAUUCCUGAAGAUGUAUCUCCUGGACAGGCAAUUUGGUCUUCUGAUGAUAAUAGUGUGGUAUGUAUAGGAUGGAAAGAAGUUCCAAGGCGUUUGGGAAUACGUUAUUGUACAAAUCGAAGAUGUGCACUAUACUGCAUUGAUUUGGAAACUGCAAAAUGUUCCAUGUUAAGUGGAGAAGAUAAAAGUGUUCGUUCUCCAAGGUUUAGCUUGGAUGGAAAUGUAUUAAUAUUUUUAGAAAAUAAUUCUGGAGGUCCUCAUCAUGUUGGAAUUAAAUUAAUGAAAUGUGAUUGGAAGACAAAAGAAGUUUCAGUGAUUGUGGAUGUUGUGGAGAGUCCAAAAGAAAAAGAGUUUCCAGGAAUAUAUGUCUUUGAUUUCCCUUCAAAAUGUUGGUUUAAAAAUAAUGUGAUUUUUCAUACACAAUGGAGAUCUAAACAGGAAAUAGUUUUGGUUAAUAUAAUGAAUGGAAAAGUGCAACUUCUUACUGAAGAUGAAAGUAUUGGAUCAUGGAAAGUCUUGGAUGUAUGGAAUGACAAAAUUGUAUCAUAUUGUUGUUCUCCAAAUAAGCUUCCUCAUAUUAGAUUUGGUGAAUUAAGUAUCAAUGAAGAGAAUAUUUCCAUAUGUUGGCAUGUUGUUGAUACUGUAGAUAUUAAUAUUUCUGACAUACACUGGUCUGUGAUAACUCUGAAUCCUCCAGUUGAAAAUAAAGAUUAUCCUGGUUUGGAUUAUGAAGCUAUAUUUAUCAAGCCAAUUGUAGAAUCCAGUGAACCUUUUCCAUUAAUUGUUUGGAUUCAUGGAGGACCACAUUCUGCAUUUACGGUCGGAUUUCAUUUAUAUAGUCUACUUUUCUCAAGAUGUGGAUUUUAUGUCUUACAAAUUAAUUAUAGAGGCUCAGUAGGUUAUGGAGAAAAUAGUAUUUAUUCUUUAUUAGGAAAUAUUGGAUCUCAAGAUGUCCAAGAUGUUCAGUAUGCUGUAGAGAAAUUACUAGAAACAGAAAAUAUAGAUAAAAAUAAAUUAAUAUUAUUUGGUGGAUCUCAUGGAGGUUUUCUUACUGUUCAUCUUAGUGGCCAAUAUCCAGAUUUCUAUAAACUGGGUAUUUGUAGGAAUCCAGUAGUCGAUAUUGCCGGUAAGUUUACUUCAUUUAUUUUAUGUUCAUUAUAUUAUAAAAAAUAAAAAUAUACGCCUUGCAUAAUUUACAAAAAUAAAGGGUUCAGAAUAUUUUUUAAUUUAAAAUUACAGUAAGACCUCACCAUAUACAGACUCAUCACCUGAUAAAGACAAACUAAGGAAAGAACAAUCUGGAGUAUACAAAAUACUCUAUAAAAAUCAACAGUUAGGGGUCAAAAAACAUUAUGUUGGAAUUACAAAAAGAAACCUCAUUAUGCAACUCAAGGAACACAAGUACACUGUGGAAAAAAGCUAUAGUAAUAUAGUUUUAGUGACACUGUAGAAGGCUUGGUUAUAAAGUGGGAUGAAGCAAAUAUUAUUAAAACAGUAUGUUUUCCAACCAUUGGUAUGGGAAAAAUAAAGAUAUACAAGAGUAAGAUCAAAGAAUAGUGCCUAAAUGCUAGGAAUGAAAUGCAAAACCUUUGGCUUGGAAAUAUAUCUUAAAAAUCCUGAGUUAUAAGUUCCCCUACAAUAAGGUGACCAUUGUCCUCUAUUUUUAAGUUCUGUCCUCCCUUGAAAAGUGUCCUCCUACAUGUCCUCCUUUUCAAUAUUUGAAGACUAAUCUGUAAAUCUCUGUAUUCAAUCAAUGCCGAACCAAUCCAUUGCAUGUGAUGUGAUAUGUCAUGUUUGUAUUUUAACAUGAUGAUUCAUCAAGGCUCUGUACAGUGCAACAAGAUGCAAUUAUGAGACACAUGCUCUUUGCACAGGAGAUCUUGAGAGAGAGAGAGCGCAAAUGGCUUUGUUUACUUCUUAUUGAAACACGACAUGGCACCUAGUCAUGCAGUAGAGAUUAUUAUAGUGUAUUAUUGUUGCAAUGAAUAAAAUGUUUCAUAUUUACGAUAUUUUUUCCUUGAAUUUAUUAGUGUCCUCCUUUUCAUUGUAAAAAAGUAGGUCAC
Messenger RNA from Centruroides sculpturatus (bark scorpion), 2727 nucleotides. Its product is annotated as acylamino-acid-releasing enzyme-like. The transcript has 18 exons. Bases 359 to 1837 code for a protein of 492 amino acids. The record is from RefSeq and is a predicted model, not a curated record. Gene Ontology annotation, molecular function: serine-type endopeptidase activity. Lineage: Eukaryota; Metazoa; Arthropoda; Arachnida; Scorpiones; Buthidae. Gene Ontology annotation, biological process: proteolysis.